AUGGCUCCCGCCCGCAAGAGGACGACCAACAUUGCGCGUCGCCGGCGGACCGACGACGAGGAUGAGAGCCAGUCGGUGGCAACGCUGGCCGACGACUCCCAGAGCGACGAUGCAUCGGUGCUCAGCGACGUGGACGAGGACGCCGAUGCAGACAACAGCGACCUUAGCGAGGUCGACAGUGCUCCCUCGCUCACCCAGGGCAAGACAAAGCGCAAGCAGAGCGGCCCGCGGGAUGCAAAGCCCCGGCAGCAUGCUCCCCAAAGGCAGCCCUCGCCCCCCAUUGCCCGCUCCGAUGCCGCCUUCGCCUCCCUCAAGGACACGGAAAUGAUGGUGAACGGCCUCAAGAUUGCCCCCGAUGGAAAAGAGGCCGACGUGGUUGAUUUCGACACUGGUGCGGCAGCUGGAGACGCCGCACCAGCAGUUGGCGCGCCCUCCUCGCGGACAGAGACGCUGGCGGAGCGCCGGCGGCGGGAACACGAGGAAUACAAGAAGAAACGCGACUCUGAUCCCGCCUUCAUCCCUAACCGCGGGGCCUUCUUCAUGCACGACCAGCGUCACGCACCCGGCCAGAAUGGUUUCAGACCCGCUGGCCGCGGAAGAGGGCGGGGUGCCCCCAUCGGAGGGCCCUUUUCGCCAGCCAACAUGAGACCGCAGCCUCCCGAGGCUACCGACUCGCCAUGGCAGCACGAUCUCCACGAGACGGUCAACGCACCGGGCUCGCAGCAUCAGCCCGAGCAGCCAUCGGCCGCCUCUCAACAGCACCAUCCAUCCAAUGCCUCCGCCUUUGCAUCACGGGUACCUCCGGGGUCCAGCCAGAAGCCCGCACAAGCCCGCAAUUUCUCAACAACAGUACACACGCACAAUGCCAUGGUCCGGGUAUUCUUGCCAAACAUGAAGAGCCCCAUCCAAUUCCAAAACGUUCCCAUCAAGCAGCACACUCGUCUCCCGAACCACAGACCGCCGCUCCGCCGCGACAAGCCAGUCCGCAUAUCGCUGCCUCCCGCGCCCCCGCGCUACAUCUUCCCCACGGUUGAGCGCUCCUUCAUCUUCAUUCCGCGUGCGCUGCGGCCCAACCAGCAGGGCUUCGGUCGGGGACGUGGCCGAUUUGGCUCGUUUGGCGGAGGCUUCUCCAGCAGGCGGACGAGCGCAUACGGAGGCAGCGUCUAUUCACCGAGCGUAGCCAUGAGCAGACGGUCGUCAAUUGCACGCGAGAUAGGCCGCGAAAACCUAGUCUCUCCCGCUGGCUCCAUCAUGUCACGCAACGGAGGCUUUGUCGACCCCAACCGCCCUGUGGUACGUCUCCCGCCUGGUGGUCCUAGAGUGCCCAAUGGAUCGUCCGUCAUAUCGCCUACAAACGGUACCGUGCAGCCGCCUUACCCACUCCCGCAGAAGCCGACUUUCCGCGAGAAUUGGCAGGGCCAGCUUCCCAUGCACCAGCCGCGUCCGCAGAAGACUGUGUCUGUUGCUGGUAUCGAGUCACCGGCAUCUCUUAGUUUCAACCCUCCCCAGCAACAAGAACAGCAACCCUUCCAUCAACAGGUACCUGCGCACAUUAGCAGUGCAACUGCUCCUGCUUCUGACCAGUCAUUCUAUCAACAUGGACGUCACGCAUCUUAUCCCAGCCAGGUAUCUACCGGAACUCCCCUCAACAAUAUCCCCGAACGGGCCAUCCACGCGCCAGCUUUCCAGCCGUAUGCGCAGCCCGGCUUUCAACCCCAAGCCUUUGUGCCACAAGGCUACUAUUAUCCACAAAACGGCGCUCAGCCCCAGUACAUGGCACCCGCCGGUAUGGUGCCCAUGUUUGUUCCUGGCGCACAGCAACCAGGCUAUGUCAUGCCGGUUACUGCUCCUCCUGUCGCUGCUCCUCCAGCUCCUGCCGGUCAACCCAAUAUGGUCGCCUAUGAAUCGAAUGGCAUGACAUACUACGUAGACUCUACGCAACUGUAUGCAGCUCCACCGGCGGAGAACUACGCUCAGCCAAACUAUGCUGUUCCGGGCAUGGGUGGUAUGAUGACACCAGGGCCAGAUGGAGCCUACUAUUACCCACAGCAGAUGCAGCCAGCCGGCUACUAUCCUCAGCAAUAA
Molecule: messenger RNA, 2085 nt
Organism: Exserohilum turcica Et28A
Lineage: Eukaryota; Fungi; Ascomycota; Dothideomycetes; Pleosporales; Pleosporaceae
Exons: 2
Coding region: 1-2085 (694 amino acids)
Biological process (GO): mRNA processing
Cellular component (GO): exon-exon junction complex
Molecular function (GO): mRNA binding
Source: RefSeq, a predicted model, not a curated record